GUUGAGGCUACGAAAGUUGCUAUGAAAGUUGCUCUGUCCUUGUUGCUAGUUUGAGGUGUGUAAAUAGCAAUCGGCUAAAUAUCGGUGCGCCACGAAUUCCCGCAUGCACUAGGUGCCCGCCGCUGCCUGGAGAUGCUGUGCGAGCGCAGCCCCAACAUGCAAGUCUUCCUCUACAGUUGUACUGACGUCAAACCCGCCCGCAACCCAACCAUCCACAACACAGACUUGAAGUGGAGCGCAGACACAGCUCAACGAAACCCUCACUCUUCUUCCAGAGCAUGGCUGCCGCCGGGGCCUUUGUAUAAAUGGACUUAUUCCACACAAUCACACAAACCAUGGACACUGUUCUGACCUGCGAUUGGUACGACUCCUUCAAAAGCUUCAAAAUGGACGGCCCUAGAUCAGGAUCAGACGACAAACUUAUGGAUACAUCGCCUGGAGGCGAAACUCCCCAAUAUGAAUCGAUCAAGACAGAGACUGUGCCGAAGGAGAAGCAGAGAGGCCAACUGGGUUCUGGGCCCAAUACAUCUGACGCAGUCUCUGUUUCCGAAAGCCGUGGACAACAAACCGCGGACAAUAUAAGAUAUGGACAAAAUGUCUCCGAAUCGGGUAUGGGUGGGAAAACAACAACCUCCACUGGUGUUGCUUCUCAGGAAGGUGGAUAUGGCGGAACGCCAGACCAGUCAGAAAGUCAGAAAGACACCCGGCCGCAGCAGGGUUAUGGUCCAGGAUCUGGCGUUGGAGCUUGAUACUAUGUCUUGCAGCGUGUAUUUUGUUGCUGGCUGUCGAUGCCUUAUGGGGAGACGUGAACAGUUUUGAGAGAGCCGUCCAGCUCCGUAGAAACUGACUGAGGAGGCGUAGUCGUCGUCGUGGGAAUGACGGGCUGUGGCUCGUCCUUCUUGUCCUUCGGUUCCACCUCUCGUUUAGCUGCCUUGAGCUUUUCCAAUGUCAAUCCAUCGCUCAGUUUCGUUAUCCCAACAACGGGCGGGUCUCCUUUCUUGACGAACUCGUACAUCCCGGGCAUCUUGUUGCCCGCCAGCCGGAACGCGUCCCGCACCACCUUUUCGUGGAUUUUCCCCUUGACCUCGAAAAUGAUCCUGCUGACCGGUAUUCGAGCCGCCCAAUAGUCAAAUUUACCUUUUCCUUUCCCC
Messenger RNA from Exophiala dermatitidis NIH/UT8656, 1151 nucleotides. RefSeq lists its product as uncharacterized. The record is from RefSeq and is a predicted model, not a curated record. The transcript has 3 exons. Lineage: Eukaryota; Fungi; Ascomycota; Eurotiomycetes; Chaetothyriales; Herpotrichiellaceae. Bases 306 to 749 code for a protein of 147 amino acids.